Micropterus salmoides (largemouth bass) is the source of this 2637-nucleotide messenger RNA. RefSeq names its product 14-3-3 protein beta/alpha-1-like. Gene Ontology annotation, biological process: signal transduction. Lineage: Eukaryota; Metazoa; Chordata; Actinopteri; Centrarchiformes; Centrarchidae. Bases 162 to 896 code for a protein of 244 amino acids. The record is from RefSeq and is a predicted model, not a curated record. Gene Ontology annotation, cellular component: cytoplasm. The transcript has 6 exons.
AAGGCAGAUGUGGUGGAAAAAAAAAAGAGGAAACAGAAGUACCAGUGUAGCGGAAGUGGUACUGCCCUGAACGAUACGCUGAGCGAGACGGAGGACGGAGGCUGAAUCGUCCAGAGAGAGAAAAAAAAAGCAGGAUUAAAAGCCGCCAAUAUUUCUAGAAAAUGGAUAAGAACGACCUGGUACAGAAGGCCAAGCUUGCUGAGCAGGCUGAGCGCUAUGAUGACAUGGCCGCGGCCAUGAAGUCGGUGACUGAGCAAGGUGCAGAGCUGUCAAAUGAGGAGCGCAACCUUCUCUCUGUUGCCUACAAGAAUGUGGUAGGAGCACGCCGCUCAUCCUGGCGUGUUAUCUCCAGCAUCGAGCAGAAGACUGAGAGCAAUGAGAAAAAACAGCAGAUGGCACGUGAAUACCGGGAGAAGAUUGAAACUGAGCUGCAGGAAAUCUGCCAUGAUGUGCUCGGGCUACUGGAUAACUUUCUCAUUACCAACGCAUCUGCUGCUGAAAGCAAGGUGUUCUAUCUGAAAAUGAAAGGCGAUUAUUAUAGAUACCUGUCUGAGGUUGCAUCUGGGGAAGCUAAGAAGGAUACAGUGGAGAACUCCCAGCAGGCGUACCAGCAAGCUUUUGACAUUAGCAAGGGGGAGAUGCAGCCAACACACCCGAUCCGGCUUGGCCUGGCCCUCAACUUCUCUGUCUUCUACUAUGAAAUCCUCAACAAUCCGGACAAGGCCUGCAGCCUGGCUAAGACGGCAUUUGACGAAGCCAUCGCUGAACUUGACACUUUGAACGAGGAUUCUUACAAAGACAGCACCCUGAUCAUGCAACUAUUAAGGGACAACCUGACUCUGUGGACAUCAGAAAACCAGGCAGAUGAGGGAGAGGCCGGAGACGGGGAAAACUAAUGAAAUUGCACUGUUAAUCCACCUACACUCUUAUCUUAAACACAGACAGCUUAUAUACAUCCCCCUCCACUCCAUCAGCUCCUCCCUCUUCUGUAUGACAAGCAGCCUGAAUUGCUCCUGACCAACUAGUUUACCCCUCUCAGUUCACUGUGAGGUGACAGGGUAAUUUUCAGUUAGCAGAUUCAGUCACUUUGUGGAAACAUGUCGUAUUGAUUAGUGAGUCCAUGUUGCUGUUGUUUUUGUCGGCUUUUGUGUGUAUGUCCUUAUGGAGUGAGUGAGCGAGCGAGUGUGAAAGGAUGCGAAAGAUUGUGUGUAUGGUCUGGGGGUGUGGGAGGGGGGUGUUGUGAAUUCUAAUCGUCCUUCCAAAUCCCUUUGUCCCAGCUAGUUUGUUGUGCAUUUUUCAUCCCUUUUUUCAUUUGUUACUUUCUUAUUUGUGAUUCCUCAUGAUAUUUACAGGUUUUAUUGUAUGGUAAUUGAACUGGCAGUUGAUUUCCACCAAACACUGUGAUGGUAGGCGUUCCAUUUGCUUCACACACCCAAAACAGUUUUGUGUUUUGAAUUUCCAGACACACGUACAAUCCUGUAUUCGACUAACUGCAAUUCUGCUGUGGGCUCAUACAGAAAGGAGGCAGGCUGUAUUGUGACACUGGCAUCUUGGUGUAACGCUCCUUGAUCAUGUUCACAAGUUCAGUUUCAAAGUUUUAAGGGACCCCUUAAAUUGUCAUGUUAGAUUUGUUCAGACAUUCCACAUUAUUAGGCUUUCGUCAAGGCAGUGCUCCUUUUUUUUCCCUUUUUUUUUUUUUUUGGACUAAAUAUGGAUUGUCAUUGUAGUUUUACUCACUGUUCAGGUGCUGCUUGAUCUCAGUACAAUGGAAAUUGUAUGUGCGUAAAUGUGGUUCCAUGUAUUUUGCAAGAUUGACUAUCAUCUGUAUGUAAAACUUAAAGUAACCUUUUAUUGAUGUUAAUUGAAAGAAAUGUCUUACCACACUGUAUCAACCCUGCUUGCAAAAUAUUCCUGUUAAAGCGGUUGUUUUCUCCAACAAAAAAAAUCUGUGCCUGGCUUUCUCUUGCAGCCUCUAUUUUCAGUAUGAAUUGACAGUAUCUGCCUGUUUAUCUUUUUUUUUUUUUUUUUUUUUUUUUUUUUUUAAAGAAAUUUCAAAGAACGAGUUAGACCAGACAAACUUAAAUUUCUAAAUCUUGACCUCAGUUUGUACCCAGGUGCAUCGCUCUGCUGUUUAAGAUUGCUGGUGUGAAUGAUUGGAGAAGAAAGAAGCUCAGUGUCACAAUACCAUGUAUCACCACUACAUUCCACAUAUUGUAGUUGAAGACACCAUUCCACAUUAUAGCUGACAGUCUGUUUACUCUGACAAUGCUCCAAUGAAUUGAAAUAAUCUUCUGUUUAAAAAAAAUCAUGUCAGUUUAUUAUUAUGCUUGAUGAAAAUGCAGUUAGUGAAUGUGGAACGAAGCCUGUCUGUAUAUCAGGUAUCUACUUGCUUUGUUUUUACUGACAAGUCUUAUGGCUAAAAUUUGCUUCUGUAACAGUCUAUUACCCAGUGCACACACGUGGUUGUGAAAAUUUAGAAUAGCUCUAAAAAGCAAUGAUGAAAUGGAGAUAAACAAUGGUUGGUGUAAUUCUAGCUUUGUGUUUAUGUAUCUUAAAACCAUUCUAGUUUCACUAUACAUGUAAGAAAUAGGAAAGUGUCAAAGACCAUUCAGUGAAAUAAAGUUUCGUUUAAGAUAA